AUGAUGAUGAAGAUGAAGAGACUGUUACUGCUGCUAAAACCCUUAAGUGUAUCUUCACCGCCUUCCCACACCCACCCUCAGAUCUUACAGUUCUUGGAGAAUAGGCGUAAGGUACACCAUGAUGCAAUAAACUUUUGUCAAGCUAUUCUGCAAAAAAAGUUAGUUGAAUGGAAAGCCGUUCUGCGUAACAAUUUGUCACAGCCCAUCAAUAAUGUGGAUCUAGUUGUUACAGUUGGCGGUGAUGGAACUCUUCUGCAGGCUAGUCAUUCAUUGGAUGAUAAAAUCCCUGUUCUUGGAGUGAACUCUGACCCUACAGAGAUUGAUGAGGUGGAGCAGUUCAGCAGUGAAUUUGAUGCUACCAGAAGCACAGGCCAUCUUUGUGCUGCUACUGUUGAAAACUUUGAACAAGUUUUAGAUGGUAUACUUGAAGGUCAAAUUCUUCCUUCCGAGUUAUCAAGGAUCAUGAUAUCUGUUAAUGCACUACCCUUGUCAACUUAUGCUCUCAAUGAUAUCUUAGUUGCACAUCCAUGUCCUGCUUCACUUUCCAGGUUCUCCUUCAGAAUCAAAGAGGGUGACAAGCCAUGUUCCCCUCUUGUUAACUGCAGAUCAAGUGGUCUACGAGUUUCAACAGCUGCUGGUUCAACUGCUGCAAUGCAUUCUGCAGGUGGAUUUCCGAUGCCAAUUUUAUCACGGGAUCUCCAGUACAUGGUAAGGGAGCCUAUUUCACCUGGGGCGCUCUCAGAUUUUAUGCAUGGAUUAAUCGAACAUGACCAGACAAUUGUUGCUACAUGGACUUGUAAAAAAGGUGUGAUAUAUAUCGAUGGUUCUCAUAUCAAACAUACCAUCCAAGAUGGAGAUACCAUUGAGAUAUCUUCCAAAGCACCAGUUCUGAAAGUUCUCUUGCCUCAUCAUUUGUUAUAUCUAGGGAAGAGGACAACUAAAUUCACUGCAUAUCCUCAACGAGAGAGUUAG
This is a messenger RNA of Sphenostylis stenocarpa, 972 nucleotides long. The record is from the annotation of a GenBank genome assembly. NCBI's taxonomy places the organism in Eukaryota, Viridiplantae, Streptophyta, Magnoliopsida, Fabales, Fabaceae.